Messenger RNA from Talaromyces amestolkiae, 1740 nucleotides. RefSeq lists its product as uncharacterized. Gene Ontology annotation, cellular component: extracellular region; cell surface. Gene Ontology annotation, molecular function: glucan exo-1,3-beta-glucosidase activity. Bases 1 to 1740 code for a protein of 579 amino acids. The record is from RefSeq and is a predicted model, not a curated record. Gene Ontology annotation, biological process: glucan catabolic process. The transcript is spliced from 3 exons. Lineage: Eukaryota; Fungi; Ascomycota; Eurotiomycetes; Eurotiales; Trichocomaceae.
AUGCGUCUCUCAGACGUGCUUGUAGCAGCUGCAUCCUUUGGGAUUGCAGCUGCUGGUGUCCCUCAGCCCCGGUCCUCCGAGGAGACUUGCGUAAAUGCUGAAUUCACUGGCGAAGUUGUGCAAUACUCUUUGAGCAUCACUGAAUACCCGAUCAUCGUCGAUGUGGAGCUCCAAGAAGAUACUACAGUGACCAUUGACAAUACUAUCAUUAUCGGAGUCACCAAUGCCCCUACGCACCUACAUACUACUGUAUACGCCGCCACCACCUCGACUAUUACUAAAACCAUCUCUACUGCCACUAUCACUGCAUCUGUUACUACAGUAGUGGAAGCAACAACCGAUGGCUCUAACUUCCAAGCCGCUCCUACUGCUACUAUCACCUCGAAGGUUACUGUCCCGAACGCAGAUAAUUCUGCAGUUGGGUCUGGUGCCACCGCUCUUUCGCAAUCUGCCUCUACCAGAAGCUUAGCUCCUGUUGCCGGUGGUUCUGCCGUUGGAUCUGGAGUCAAUACUGCCCUGUACACUGCCUCCACCUCCAACACAGCCGUCCGUACUCUGACUGCUACCUUUACCAAUUCUCAUUACACCUCUACCAAGACCUACACUACCACUGUCGCCUCUGCCACGGCUACAUUGGCAGCUGGCACUUGGACUGACUGGAAGAAAUACAAGGCCAAUGGUGUCAAUCUUGGUGGUUGGUUAGAAUUGGAAGAAGUGUUUGAUCAGUACUGGUGGAACCAGUAUGCUCCUAAUGCUACGGAUGAAUGGACUUUCUGUGAGACUCUGGGUUCUCGCUGCGGUCCUGUCCUCGAGCAACAUUAUGCUACCUACAUCACUACGGAUGAUAUUGACAAGGUUGCGGCUGUUGGUGUCAACACUCUCCGCAUUCCCACCACGUAUGCUGCGUGGAUCAAGGUCCCAGGUUCUGCUUUGUACCACGGUAAUCAGAAAGAAUACUUGAAGACAAUUACCACCUAUGCCAUCCAAAAGUACAACAUGCGCGUCAUUGUUGGGCUCCACUCGCUUCCCGGCGGUGUCAACUCUCUGGAUAUCGGCGAGAAAGCUGGAAAUGACGGCUGGUUCUUCAACACUACCAAUCUUGACUAUUCUUACGAAGCGGUUGAGGAAGUGCUCGACUUUUUCGUCGACACAGGCUACCCCUGGGCUUUCACGAUUGCUCCUAUCAACGAAGCUUCCGACAACCCCUCGGCAUUCGCAUCUCCCGAGACAUUGACCACAAACGGCUCCAACUGGAUUGUGGAAUAUACAGAGGGAGUCUUGUCUCGCAUUUCUCAGGUUGACAAGCGCAUUCCUCUGAUGUUGCAGGAUUGCUUUCUUGGUGAGGAACACUGGUCUCCUUACUUUGCCAACGACACGAACCUCGUCAUCGACUCUCACGUCUACUAUUUUGCCGCCUCUGGAGUCUACUCGCAAUGGGCAAACGGCGCAAUCUGUGGUCAGGCGUCUGUUCUCGGCGGUGACGGCAAGUUCCCUGUGUACGUUGGUGAAUGGGCUCUACAGACCUUGUACAGCAACACCUUUGCCAACCGCAAGAGUUUGUUUAACACUCAGCGAUAUGCUUGGAGUUACUAUGUCCAGGGUGGCUCUUUCUGGAACAUCAAGCACAAUAGCAGCGUCGUUGUGGAUGGAGAGGGUACCCAGAAAGACUACUGGUCAUAUGAUCUGCUUAUUGAUGCUGGUGUCAUUACUCGUCCUAUUGGCAAUGCAACAUACUGCUAA